Lottia gigantea (owl limpet) is the source of this 597-nucleotide messenger RNA. RefSeq lists its product as hypothetical. The coding region runs from base 1 to 597 and encodes 198 amino acids. NCBI's taxonomy places the organism in Eukaryota, Metazoa, Mollusca, Gastropoda, Lottiidae. The transcript has a single exon. The record is from RefSeq and is a predicted model, not a curated record.
AUGCCAACUUCUACUGAUCAGGAUGUUUCUAGCAAGGUAGAUUUACUCAUACCAACUUCUACUGAACAGGAUGUUUCUAGCAAGGUAGAUUUACUCAUACAAACUUCUACUGAACAGGGUGUUUCUAGAAAGGUUGAUUUACUCAUACCAACUUCUACUGAACAGGAUGUUUCUAUCAAGGUAGAUUUACUCAUACCAACUUCUACUGAACAGGAUGUUUCUAGCAAGGAAGAUUUACACAUACCAACUUCUACUGAACAGGGUGUUUCUAGCAAGGUAGAUUUACUCAUACCAACUUCUACUGAUCAAGAUGUUUCUAGCAAGGUAGAUUUACUCAUACCAACUUCUACUGAACAGGAUGUUUCUAGCAAGGUAGAUUUACUCAUACCAACUUCUACUGAACAGGAUGUUUCUAGCAAGGUAGAUUUACACAUACCAACUUCUACUGAACAGGGUGUUUCUAGCAAGGUAGAUUUACUCAUACCAACUUCUACUCAGCAGGAUGUUUCUGGCAAGGUAGAUUUACACAUACCAACUUCUACUGAUCAGGAUGUUUCUAGCAAGGUAGAUUUACUCAUACCAACUUCUACUGAAUAG